Phalaenopsis equestris is the source of this 1308-nucleotide messenger RNA. RefSeq lists its product as uncharacterized. The record is from RefSeq and is a predicted model, not a curated record. NCBI's taxonomy places the organism in Eukaryota, Viridiplantae, Streptophyta, Magnoliopsida, Asparagales, Orchidaceae. The transcript has 7 exons. Gene Ontology annotation, molecular function: 3'-5'-RNA exonuclease activity. The coding region runs from base 310 to 1239 and encodes 309 amino acids.
CAUGCAUCGUUUCUCCAUUAAGCUUCAGCUCUUCAGCAUUUUUUCACAAAAAGUUCUCCACAUCUCGCCCUUCAAAUGAACUAGGCAUCGGAUUUCCCUCUCCUCCUCAUCUCCUUCUAGUUUCUACUUCUGUUUGAGCACAAGAAUUAGGGUUUUUAAGGCCCCAAGGGACGGAUCUUCCUCCGUCCCCUUCCGAUCAUGUCCUUACAGAGCUCUGUAAGGAGUUUGAUUAUAUGUCUGACAUAGAAGCUGUAAUCUGUUGUUUUUUUCAUUAUUUUUCUGUAAUCGGCGAGAGUUGGGUGGAUAAGGAUGAGCGUAUCGAUUACGGUGAUGACUCUGAAUCUCUCCGAUGGAGAUCUGCCGGCGGACAGCCCGAACGCGUGGGAGAAGAGGAGGGAGAUCUGCGUUAGCGUGAUCGCCAACUACUCACCUACCAUCCUCUGCACACAGCAAGGUUUGAAGGGGCAGUUGGAGUUCUUACAGCAGUGCUUGCCAGGUUAUGAUCAAUUUGGUAUUUCUCGAAAGGGUUCGGAGGACAUUAUUGAUGAACACUGUACUAUCUUCUAUGAUAAGGAGAAGGUUGAACUUCUUGAAGGCGGUACUUUUUGGCUGUCAGAAUCACCCUCUAUUCCAGGAAGCAUCUCGUGGGGAUCGUCAGCGCCCUGUAUUGCUACCUGGGGGACAUUCCAUCUUAAGAGAGUCGAACCACCGGGAUUUAGCUUCCAGAUUGUAAAUACCUAUUUUGAUGAAUUCAGUCCUCGUGCACGUAGACGUAGCGCCUUGCUCACAUGGCAGCACAUUGCAUCCUUGCCUCCAAACUUACCAGUUAUAUUUUGUGGAGGAUUUAACACGCAAAAGGAAUCUACCACCGGGCGUUUUCUUCUCGGGAGAUCGAGAGAACACGGAGUUGUUGGAGACAUGAGAGAUGUUUGGCCCAAUGCCCGUACCAGAAAAAACGUCUCACUCAUACACACAUACCACGGGUUCAAAGGAGACAAACAAGGAGCCGUUGAAUUUUUGAAAUUGAUAUUUAGGGCUCUCUGCCUUUGCUGGGAUCGUCAGACUCAGGACCUCCAUCUUGAUUGGAUUCUGUACAGAGGGCGCUCAUUAGCUCCAGCUUCCUGUGAGGUAGUCAAUGAUAAUAUUGAUGGCUUUUAUCCUUCUUCUCGCUAUCCUGUAUUUGCUGAAUUCACUUUGCCUCGCACGGUUAGGCUGAUUGAGACCCCUUCAGAGAGUUAAAAAUUGUUCAUUCUUUUUCUUGUUGCGGGGAUUUACAUAAAUACCACUCAUUUUCUUAUGUAUUUACAU